CGGUGCCUUCCCCGGUCCCUUUCCCGGUCCCUUCCCCGGCGUCGCCGCCGCCGCCCCGCGCAGCCCCGCCCCGGCUGCGAUCCGCCAGCGGGGCCGCGGGGUCCGCCCGCAUCGCGGGGCCAUGAGCUUCUUCGGGUUCGGGCAGAGCCCGGAGCUGGAGCUGGUGCUGAGCGACGCCGAGAGCCGGCGGCGGGUGGAGCACAAGACGGAGGAGGGCAAGAAGGAGAAAUACUUCCUCUUCUACGACGGCGAGACCGUGUCGGGGCGGGUGGUCCUCACCCUCAAGAACCCCAACAAGCGGCUGGAGCACCAGGGCAUCAAAGUGGAGUUCAUCGGGCAGAUCGAGCUCUACUAUGACCGAGGGAACCACCACGAGUUCGUGUCCCUGGUGAAGGACCUGGCCCGGCCUGGGGAAUUCACCCAGUCACAGACAUUUGACUUUGAGUUCACGCACGUGGAGAAACCUUACGAGUCCUACACGGGGCAGAACGUGAAGCUACGGUAUUUCCUCCGUGCCACCGUGAGCCGCAGGCUGAACGACGUGGUCAAGGAGAUGGACAUCGUGGUGCACACCCUGAGCACCUACCCCGAGCUCAACUCCUCCAUCAAGAUGGAGGUGGGCAUUGAGGACUGCCUGCACAUCGAGUUCGAGUACAACAAGUCCAAGUACCACUUAAAAGAUGUGAUUGUGGGGAAGAUCUACUUCCUGCUGGUGAGGAUCAAGAUCAAGCACAUGGAGAUAGACAUCAUCAAGAGGGAGACGACGGGGACAGGGCCCAACGUGUACCACGAGAACGACACCAUAGCCAAGUACGAGAUCAUGGAUGGGGCACCUGUGAGAGGGGAGUCCAUUCCCAUCAGGCUCUUCCUGGCUGGCUAUGAGCUGACUCCAACAAUGAGGGACAUCAACAAGAAGUUCUCUGUGCGUUAUUACCUCAAUCUGGUGCUGAUUGAUGAGGAGGAGAGACGCUACUUCAAACAGCAGGAGGUGGUGCUGUGGAGGAAAGGGGACAUCGUGAGGAAGAGCAUGUCCCACCAGGCUGCCAUCGCGUCGCAGCGCUUCGAGGGCUCGUCCUCGCACGGCGAGGCCAAGGCGCCCGCGCAGCCCGCGGAGAACAACGGGCGCCAGUGAGCCCAGGGCACAGCCCCAGCACUGCGGCACCGCGGGGGAAACGCCCAGAGACUGCACAGAAACCAAUUCCCGAUUUGACUUCAUUCCUUUCUGCGAAGGACGGCCGGGGCGGGAUGGGGCGGGAGGGCUCGGCGAGCUGGAGCGCUGGCGGCGCUUCCCAAUCCGUGCGCUCCUCUGGAGCCGGGCUGGAGCUGCUCCGAGGCCGUGUCCGGAGCUGCCCCAUCUCCCCUGUGCCCCCAGAGCCUCGGCCUGGCAGCAGGGAAGGACAGAGCACCUGGAGGCCCAGCCUGUGCUUCUCCCCCCAUGGGGAGGCUGCUUUGGGGCUCUGUAGGAUGGAUGUUUUUUCUUGCCUUUCCGAAAUCUUCCCUGGGGAGAGCUGCCCGUGAUUAGCUGGAUGCUGGAGGAGGGAUCAGAGACUGGCGUGGCCUGCUGGAAAUCUUGUGGUGUCGUCCCCUCGCUGCUUCCCCUUCUUCCUCUUCGUGCUGGCGUUGGAUUCCUUGCCACAAGCAGUUGGAUGGUGGAGGUGGCUCAGCCCUGGGACUGCCACCCAGCACGGGGAGCACGGGCUGUGUCCCAGCAGGAGCUGUGGCUGGUAGGAGGGACUGAGAUGUGUGGGCAGAGCGGUGACGGUCCCAGUGCUGCUGGGUGGGCAACAAGAGGGGGCAGGAAGGCUCCUGGCCAUGAGCUGUGCCUUCCUAGUCCUGUCCUGGCAGCUGAGUUCUCCCAAGCUGCUGUUGUGCAGCUCCCAGGUGCUGCUUCAGAGAGCAGUUCUGGAGUUCCUGGGACUCUCCUGUGGGUGGGUUUGUGCUGCCCUGCCCGUGUCUGUGUCCUUGGGACGGACAGCAGCGUGGGGACACGUGUGUGGGGUCUGGUUUGCUGCCUCUGCCUGCAGGACGAGCAUUAGUGGGGACAGAACGUUGGUGCAGUUGUUGUGGGAGGCUCAAACAGGCCUGUGUGGGCUGCUGGAAGGAGCCAAGCAGCACCUGGGAGGGUGGCAGAGCUCUGAUUCCAGACACACAUUCCUGAGGCCUGAGCUGAAGUCACCAGCGAGGUCUGAGAGCAUGCAAUGAACUGAGAACCUGAAUGUGGGUUUUCUUUUUUUUUUAAAUAAGCUGCUUUUAGCCUUCAGCUAAGUAGACUCAUGAGCACAUUCCCAGAAGGAAGUCACUCCUCCAUUAAAAACCAGAUGUGGCUUUGUAGGCUUGAUGGACUGAGUUUGGAGAAUGUCCAUGCUGUUCAGCUGCCCUCCAACAAGCAGGUGCUGACACCUCCUACCCAAGGGAGAGAAAAGCCUGCACUAAGUGCUGGGACAUGAGCUCUGUCUAGUAGGGUUUGUCUGGAUUUCCCUGAGUUUGUGGCUCUCUAAUUUGUCCAGCUUCUUUCUGGCUCUGGAAUCAAGUUCCUCUGUCCUACAGCUGAAUGUAGAGCAGGUGUCUUGCAGCUGGGAGAUGGAAGUUUCUGCUUUGUUCAGUGGAGGGAGUGGGGCUGGGGUGGGAAGGGGAGCUUUUUAUGUAAUGACAGCUACUGUAUUUCAGUGAUAAAUGUGUGUUUCUGCUUGCCAAAGUAAGUUAUCUUUUCCUGACCACGUGUAAGGUUGUGGUUUUUAGUAGAGCUGGCCAGUCUGGCUCUGUAGAGGACACUAAUGCUCUCAUCUCUGCUGAAUGCCUGUGUCACCCCAUGGUUCUGCUGUGCACCCCUGAGGACCUGGCUUGUCCCCCAGGGGGAGUCUGUGCCAUGGGCUGGGGCUGUGUCUUCCCAAGGCUCAAAAGUUCACUACAGACAGCAAUCCCCUUGCUGUGCCAGGGCUGGGGACCUCUGCCAUGGCAAAGAACCCUGGAUGUCACUUUGGACACUCCUCCCUCUCUCCCUCAGGGGAGCUGGCUGUGCUGCAGCCAGGCACAAUCCUUUAGGGACAAGUGAAGCUCCUUUGGGAGCCUUGGGGAUAACAAAUUAUCCUUCUGUGGCUGAGCUGAGCACAGCAGCGCCCUUAGAAUCUUCUUAAGCUUUUCUUCAGCUCCCUCCUUGCCUUUAUUCCUUUUUUCCCUUUAUUCCCCUGGAUUGUGGGCCAUGUGGUGGGAAAGAAACCCCCUGGAUGGAGAUGUCUCUGCAUUCCAGGAGUGUUUUCUUUCCUGCCUGACUGGAUGUGAGAUCAUUGCCUGGCUGUAAGGGGAUGGCUGUUCAACAUCUGUUCAUCAUUCCUGGAGGGUUCCCCUGGAAAAGGUGCAUGAGUGUGUACAUUGAUUGGGGGAUUUUUCCUACGUGUCCCUGGGUGUGGAACCAGAAUUCAGAAAUGAUUCCCAUUUUUACUGAACCUGAUGGACCAUUCAUUAGCCACUCUGUUUGUCUGGGGUGGAGCAGAUGUGCUGAGCAUCCUUAGAGAGAAGCUGGGGUCACUCCAGGCCAAGGUACUCUAGAACAGUGUUUUGUGAGCAUGUGAAGGGGCAGAUGCUGCUCGAGCAGUCGUGUCCCCCUGAGCUGGUGGUUCUGUGCUGUACUUGGGUCAUUCCCUCUCUCCCAGGCAGAGGGGAGUGGGCAAGUACCAAACCAAGCAGUACAACUUGUAAUUAAGCCUCUGCUGUGUUUACAUGUUUCUUAAUUCGUCGUCUUUUCAAUGGCUGUAUUUUAAAACUUGGGUUUUUUUGUCUCUCCAAUUAAAAAGAGCCAGCCCUGGCUGUCAAAUGCUG
Molecule: messenger RNA, 3816 nt
Organism: Catharus ustulatus (Swainson's thrush)
Lineage: Eukaryota; Metazoa; Chordata; Aves; Passeriformes; Turdidae
Gene: VPS26B
Product: VPS26, retromer complex component B
Exons: 6
Coding region: 122-1132 (336 amino acids)
Biological process (GO): intracellular protein transport; retrograde transport, endosome to Golgi
Cellular component (GO): endosome; retromer complex
Source: RefSeq, a predicted model, not a curated record